CACGGUCCUAUCGUUCAAGAUUCUGUUGCUGACAGUGCUAGAUAAAGAACCGCAUUGCCCGUGGUCCACUGGUACACAGGCCCAUCAGGAUGCAUGCUCCGGCACGCCGGCGCGCCGGUCAAGUCGAGAUCGCCGGUCACCGAUGCGGCGCUACUGAUGAGACGUUACCGGCACGGUGUCCGGUCGGUGGCCGGACUAAUCCUCCCCCGAGAGACCGGGUUGACAUGCGCCGACGCGCUCUCUGCCCGCUGAUUGCUGGAGCGGGGCCGACAUCGCUCGACUCCAAGGUCUUAAGCUCGCCGGGUUCCCGUUCGUCCCAUCACCAUCUCCCAUCCCAUCACCAUGCCAGAGUGGCCUACUAUUGCCAAGCUUGAAACGUUCAUCCCGUCCGCGACGGGGUCGGGGGGUGACUAUCACCGCCAGGCGAACGAGCACUGGAUUGUGCAAGGCAACAUCUCGUGUCCGAUGCACAAGUACGACGAGUAUCGUAGCUCGCGCACGUCGUGGGGCAUCGGCGUGCUCGGAUCCAUCUUCGUCAAGAUCACCGCGUCCGACGGGACAGUUGGGUACGCGACGGGCUUUGGCGGCCCGCCUGCGUGCUGGCUCAUUGAGGAGCACUAUAAGCGCUUCAUUGUGGGCCAGGACCCUCGCGACACCAACAAGAUGUGGGACAUGAUGUUCCGGGCGAGCAUGUUCUACGGACGCAAGGGCCUCCCCCUCGCUGCCAUCUCGGUCGUCGACCUUGCGAUCUGGGAUUUGAUCGGCAAGAUCCGCGGCGAGCCCAUCUACAAGAUGAUCGGCGGACGCACCAAGAAAGACAUCCCGCUCUACCUGACGGGCCCGAAGCCCGCUGUGGCGAAGAAGCUGGGCUUCUGGGGCGCCAAAGUCCCGCUGCCCCACGGCCCGCCCGACGGCCCUGCGGGCAUCCGCGCCAACGUCGCCUACCUCAAAGCAGCCAAGGAGAGCGUCGGCCCCGACUUCCCCGUCAUGGUAGACUGCUACAUGUCGCUCGACGUGCCGUACACGAUCGAGCUGGUGCGCGCGUGCGAGGCCGCCGGCCUGCACAUGCACUGGUGGGAGGAGUGCCUGCACCCGGACGACUUCGAUGGGCAUGCCGAGCUGCACCGCGCACUCCCGCACGUCAAGUUCACGACGGGCGAGCACGAGUACUCCAAAUACGGGUUCCGCAAGCUUAUCGAGGGGCGCAACCUCGCUAUCAUCCAACCAGACGUCAUGUGGCUUGGCGGGCUCACUGAGCUCAUCAAGGUUGCGAAUAUGGCGGCGGCGUACGACAUCCCCGUUGUGCCGCACGGGUCGGGACCCUACUCAUUCCAGGCCAUCAUGAGCUUCCCCAACUCGGACUUCUGCGAGUACAUUGCCAACUCGCCUGAUGGAGAGAGCAUCCACCCAUCGUUCGGUGACCUCUUCACCAACGAGGUUCUGCCCACCAACGGCCGCAUUGACCUCAGCGAUGCACCGGGGUGGGGUCUUGAGCUCAAUCCCAACGCCAAGCUCGUGCCGUACAGCACAUUCUUCGCGCCUGCUGGCGGCCUUGGUAGCGCAGGCGAGGACCGCACAGAGGAGGAGCAGGAGAAGUUCAAGGGCAAGGUCACCAACGGCCACUAGAUGAGACAUUGCAUGCAUGGACAUGAAACUGG
Messenger RNA from Cutaneotrichosporon oleaginosum, 1658 nucleotides. RefSeq lists its product as uncharacterized. NCBI's taxonomy places the organism in Eukaryota, Fungi, Basidiomycota, Tremellomycetes, Trichosporonales, Trichosporonaceae. Gene Ontology annotation, biological process: carbohydrate catabolic process. Gene Ontology annotation, molecular function: magnesium ion binding; L-rhamnonate dehydratase activity. The record is from RefSeq and is a predicted model, not a curated record.